This is a messenger RNA of Phycomyces blakesleeanus NRRL 1555(-), 2466 nucleotides long. RefSeq lists its product as hypothetical. Gene Ontology annotation, cellular component: cytosol. Gene Ontology annotation, molecular function: A2-type glycerophospholipase activity. NCBI's taxonomy places the organism in Eukaryota, Fungi, Mucoromycota, Mucoromycetes, Mucorales, Phycomycetaceae. Gene Ontology annotation, biological process: glycerophospholipid catabolic process. The record is from RefSeq and is a predicted model, not a curated record. Bases 1 to 2466 code for a protein of 821 amino acids. The transcript has 5 exons.
AUGUCUCAUACUAUACUUUCAUCAAAUACACAUAAAAUAUAUAAUUCCCAUGUCUGGUUUACAUCCAUCACAAUUGUAGCUAUAGCAGGUACAAUUUUGUAUCAACGCCGGCGAAAACAUAUUGCCCGUACCACAGAACAACAAGUGAAGGACUAUCUUUUGAAAACAAGAGAACCCGAGACGUCUCAAACAAAAUCUACUGAAAAUAGUGAAGAUGAAGGCGGCCUAGCAUCUUACUUAACCUUACCAUCUAUCGAGAGCGCAGACGAAUUCAUAAGCAGUUUAUUCUCAACAUAUUAUCUGCCUUAUAUUCCAUCCGUCGCCAUACCUAACAUGCCAUCACUGGAAGACAUUAAUAACCGUAUAUCAGACAUGUAUCCUGGUUUUAUGGGUCAAUUUGAAGCUAUAAGAGAGAGCUACACAAAUUUCUGGGAAUUCCUUUCUUUAGAAGAUUUUAGAAAGAUGGUAGAAGAAACCCGGAAGGAUGACACAAAUGCGAGUGUGUUCCCAGAGAUCGAAAAGGAUGCUUCCGUACGUAUGGGGACCGGUCUAUCAGAAGAUGAGAUAUCAUUCAUAAAGGCAAGAAAACUGAAAAUUCGGGAUGCAUUUGCACAUUUCAUUGGAGUUGAUCCAUCAUUAGUUGAAGAAGAAGAUGUUCCUGUGAUUGGAAUUGCGUCAAGUGGUGGCGGGUACCGUGCUAUGGUGGCUAGCUCGGCAUAUAUGAAAGCUAUGGACGAUACGGGAUUGAUGGAUUGUGUGAUGUACAUGGCUGGUGUUUCCGGAUCAACGUGGGCUAUCGCACAAUACUUUAGUUCCUUGACGAAUGCAUCGUUCUCGGCCCUUCAAGACCAUCUCAAGAGUCAUCUACACACACACAUUGCCAAUGUAUCCAAUUUUCUGACUGUUCUGUACGCCUCUGCGCACAACACUAAAGUACUAUUACGUGGUGUAAUACAACGCUAUUAUCAGCAAGAGGGUACACUCAAUCUUGUCGAUGUCUUUGGACUCUUGCUUGGCGGUACUCUCCUGACUACCAUGGAAGAAGUUUCUCCGUCUGAUAAAGCCGAUAAUGACAUUAAUGAAGACCAAGCGAAGGAAUACACUGAAAAAAUCGAGCCCAAAGAAGUCUCCAAGGAACAACAAAGGGGAACUGAAAAGGGAACCAUAAAAGAAGAUGACGGAGCAGAGAAACGGCCUCGAUUAAUAGGCAGAGCAGAUCUGAAGUUAUCAAACCAAAGACACUAUAUUGAUGAUGGAUCGCAGCCAAUGCCGAUAUAUUGUGUUGUACGUCAUGAAAUAACCUACGCCACAGAAGAUAAAGAGGAUUCUAAUAGUGAAGAGAGUAAGAAUGAUGUAGAAAAGGAGAUUGACAGCGUAUACCAAUGGUUCGAAUUUACUCCUUAUGAGAUGGGUAGCGAAGAAAUUAGCGCCUGGAUUCCGGUGUGGUCUUUUGGAAGAAGAUUUGACAGCAAAAAUAAUACAGAGAGGCUUCCGGAACAGACCAUUGGUAUUCUCAUGGGUCUAUUUGGUUCUGCAUUUGCUGCAAGUCUGGCUCAUUUUUACUAUGAGAUCCGUGGAUUUUUACCUUCGUCUGCCCUACAGACAGCAGAUGACACCAUAUUGCGUUAUGAGAAUUCCAUGUCUACAUUUCAUCCAAUCUCUCCUGCCACUUUCCCUAAUCCAUUUUACAACCUUCCUUCCCGGGAAGACGAUAAUGUAAUCCGAUCAGAGUCUCUUGUGAGCUCCGAUAAACUAAGCUUGAUGGAUGCCGGUAUGGACAACAAUAUUCCAUUUUACCCCCUAUUGCGUAAAGGACGUGAUGUCGACGUAAUCCUGGCAUUGGAUUUGAGUGCGGCUAUUCAAGAAAACUCGCAUUUUGAACGUGCGGAAGGCUAUGUUAAGCGUCGAGGGAUCCUUGGUUGGCCUCUGGGUGCUGGGUGGCCAAAAAACAAUAUCUCUGAUGAACUCGGAUCAAAGGAUGGUGGAGCAGAUAAUAUGGACGCAACCAAUGAAGGUGAAACACUCUGUGGAACAGAAAAACUCAAUAUGUCCAAGGAUCAUAAGCAAGCGCGCGAAGAAAUGAAGGAGGCAAUUGAAGAGAGUGCUCAAGCAAAGAAGACGCGAUAUCCUUUGGGUACAUGUGCUGUGUUUGCUACCAGCACAUCUGAAACUACAUCUCAUGAGGAGACUGAUGGGGAGCCUUCCACACGUACAACAUAUCCUAACCACAGCAAUCCGAUUACAUUACUGUACUUUCCAUUAAUCCAGAACGAAGACUAUGAUGAUGGAUUUGAUCCUCAAACAGCAGAAUUCUGUAGCACGUGGAAUUUUGUGUAUACAAGCGAGCAGGUCACAAAACUAUCUGGGUUAGCAGAGGCAAAUUUUAAAGACAAUCUUGCCAAAGUCAAGCAAACACUUGUGGCUGUGUGGGAAAGAAAGAAGAGAGAGAGACUGGGAAAAUUGUGA